Candida tropicalis MYA-3404 is the source of this 900-nucleotide messenger RNA. RefSeq names its product diphthine methyl ester synthase. The coding region runs from base 1 to 900 and encodes 299 amino acids. Gene Ontology annotation, biological process: protein histidyl modification to diphthamide. The transcript has a single exon. NCBI's taxonomy places the organism in Eukaryota, Fungi, Ascomycota, Pichiomycetes, Serinales, Debaryomycetaceae. Gene Ontology annotation, molecular function: diphthine synthase activity. The record is from RefSeq and is a predicted model, not a curated record.
AUGUUAUAUCUUAUUGGAUUGGGAUUGUCGUACGAAAGCGACAUCACUGUCAGAGGAUUGGAAACCGUGAAGAAAUGUAAAAGAGUCUACCUUGAAGCCUACACAUCCAUUUUGAUGGCUGCCAACAAGGAAUCCCUUGAGUCAUUCUACGGAAGAGAAGUUAUUCUUGCCGACAGAGAGUUAGUUGAAACCGGGUCUGAUGAUAUCUUAAAGGAUGCCGACACCGAGGACAUUGCAUUUUUGGUUGUUGGUGAUCCGUUCGGUGCCACCACCCAUACCGACUUGGUGAUCAGAGCCCGUGAGCUUGGCAUCCAGGUCGAGACCAUCCACAAUGCCUCUGUCAUGAAUGCAGUUGGUGCCUGUGGAUUGCAAUUGUACAAUUUCGGACAAACCGUGUCGUUGGUGUUCUUCACCGACUCCUGGAAGCCAGACUCGUUCUACCCGAAGAUCAUGGAGAACAGGAAAAUCGGAUUGCACACAUUGUUGUUGUUGGACAUCAAGGUCAAGGAGCAGAGUAUUGAAAACAUGGCUCGUGGAAGAUUGAUCUACGAACCACCAAGAUACAUGGACAUUGCCACCGCCUGUCAACAAUUGUUGGAGAUUGAAGAGGCCAGACAAGAACAAGCAUACACACCAAACACCCCGUGUGUGGCUAUUUCAAGAUUGGGAUCACCAACACAAACAUUCAAGGCGGGUACUUUACAAGAGCUCAGUGAGUAUGACUCCGGCGAACCGUUGUAUUCAUUGGUUAUGCUUGGAAGACAAGUUCAUGACUUGGAGUUGGAAUACUUGUACCAAUUUGUUGACGACAAGGAGAAGUUCAAGCAAAUGGUGGAGCAAGACCAAGAGUUUUUCAAACCACCGCCAUAUGUUCCUCCAGAAGAAGACGAUAGUGAGUAA